Austrofundulus limnaeus is the source of this 2077-nucleotide messenger RNA. RefSeq lists its product as uncharacterized. NCBI's taxonomy places the organism in Eukaryota, Metazoa, Chordata, Actinopteri, Cyprinodontiformes, Rivulidae. The record is from RefSeq and is a predicted model, not a curated record.
UUUUUAAAUCAUUUUUUAACCAUUUUUAUCAUUGUGUUGCUGGGGUUUUACUUGUUAUUUUUGUCAUUUCUCUAGGUUUUCUCGUUUACUAUUAAUUGUGAUUAACCUUUUAUUUUUACAGGAAUGUCUUUCGACCGAAUUAAUUUUGCUGUAGCAGCAUAUACCAUUACGGUAGUUCUCUGUAUUGUGGUAAUAGCUCUCUGGUAUAUGCAUYUGGCCGUCCAUCAUUGAUUUCCUUUUGCUGCCUAACUUAUUUCUUAGGUAAUCUUGUUGCUGUCUCAUUGCCACACCCAUUUCAGCCAUGCCGUCACAGACVUACGAAGACAGCUCAACUCCUAACCUGACCAGAUGGCAUUGGUUUAGGCAUAGAGUAAAUAUGUACAUUUGGUUUGAUCAGACACCGUGCUAUGUUUACACUCUUGCCUUUCUCGUUCUCUUCGCUAUGUGGUUCAUUUUCUCUUUUUGGGUAGUUUAUCCACUUGUUGCAGGACUCCCUAUUUCAGCUAAUCCCUGGUCCCACCUGUCCGCCCAAACCGACGACCCACUGACUCCACCUGAUUCAAGCACUCACCAUAGAACCAAGCGUUAUUAUUAUUCCAUAGACGCAUCCACGGUUACCUCCUCCAUCCACAAACAUGCCAACCCUUGUAACACUACUGAUACAUCCCAAAGACAGACCAAAGYGCCGUAUGUGUGUUACAAUGCUUCUGUUUUUGUCUCCACUGUGGUAAUUCCGUUUAGUGCGUUGACAAUCUACUGGAAGGAGUCAGGUCCUGAGUCAGGUUCUGUUUAUGCUACUUAUGACUGGUAUUUKUCUUCCACUGACUAUGACACGCAUUGGGGUACAGUUUUUGCUUAUACAGGACGUGACUGGCACCCACGUGAUUACAUGACGACACAGUGGGCGAAGACCUGGUCUAAGAUUCUUACCCUUACCAAAACCAAGACUAGCCUAAUUCUUUCCUUUAAUACAACCAUGUACCCUCUUCCCAAACAACCRCCCAGACUCAAUUCAUGGACUGACUUGUCUUGUUUCCACUUGACCCUUUAUGUGUAUAAAUCAGGCCAAGACCCUUCCGUUGAUUUAUCCAUCUGCAGUAAUAUCACAAUCUUGAACUCCUCAUCCGUUCCCAACCCCGGUCUAACCAUGGGACCGUACCUUGCUCGCCCAUCCCAACUGACAAUUACCAACAAAGAAUUGACCUCAGAUGAGUGGUUCGAAGUACUUACUGGCAUCUCCAAACAAAAUAACAAUUGGUUAGUUAUGGCAGAGCAGGCCGCCAAUGCCUCAAUGACAGACUGCAUUAUCUGUAUGGGUCCUAGACCUUUGUUGCGUGUGGUUCCCGCCCCAAUGUCCCCUGAUUGUCUGAUUCCCGUUAUGAAYACCAGCGUCCCUACGGKUAACUGUUCAUGGUAUGAUCCCUAUUACCCAUUGACCAAMAAAGAAAAAGAUAAACCUAUCUUUUCYCAUCAAGUAGCAGCACAGAACUUUACUUGUAUUAACAUCACAGGUUUUAACCCCCUUGGCCAAGUCCCAUCCAAUUAUUGCCACACCACCUUCAUGGUCCCCGGUUCCUUUAAACCUUUGUCUCGCAGUGAUGUUUGGUGGUGGUGUGGGGCUAAGCAGAUUUAUGRUAGGCUGCCCUCUAAUUGUUCUGGUCUAUGUGCAGCGGUGACUCUUAUUUUACCUGUGACCAUUAUACCCACGACAGCUGAAGAGGUUAUUGUUUCUGUCCAAUCCUUGCUUCCUGAACAUUGGUUGCAUCUUUUCUUACCCAGAGACAAACGGAGUGCACCUGUUUUUGAUCUCGGUCCUGAUCCCACUUACAUAGAUGCAAUAGGCAUUCCCCGUGGUGUUCCUGAUGAGUACAAAUUAGUUGAUCAGGUAGCCACCGGUUUUGAGAAUCUUCCUCUUAUAGCUGCGAUAAUUCCCAUUACUCCUAACAAGAAUGCAGAUCGUAUAAAUUACAUCCAUUACAACGUGCAGCGUCUUGGAAACGCAACAGAAUUAGGCUUUAAAGCUAUCCAUGAGCAACUCGCCACUACAUCUUUAAUGGCUUUUCAGAACAGGAUUGCG